Messenger RNA from Aspergillus saccharolyticus JOP 1030-1, 890 nucleotides. RefSeq lists its product as uncharacterized. The transcript has a single exon. Gene Ontology annotation, biological process: spindle assembly. NCBI's taxonomy places the organism in Eukaryota, Fungi, Ascomycota, Eurotiomycetes, Eurotiales, Aspergillaceae. Gene Ontology annotation, cellular component: HAUS complex; cytosol. The record is from RefSeq and is a predicted model, not a curated record. The coding region runs from base 66 to 890 and encodes 274 amino acids.
CUCACAUUCAGUACCUGCAACUUGCGUGCUCAACACGAUUUCACUCAUCAAUUGCUACAAACUUCAUGGAUAGUCCUCUUUUCUCCCCCGCCAAGGCACGACAGGCUGCCAUCCAAGCCAAGGAUUGGGCCUAUGUGAACGCCUGGCUCAAUCGGCAGUAUGCGCCCAAUCCAGUCCCGAAGUUCGAACGUAAUGAAGACACACUACGGACCCUACUUGCAAUGGCUGCUGCCAAUGAUGCAGCGGACGAAGAGGCAUUGACUCUUCACAAAGCACGUGAGGAAGCCGUUAAGGCCUUCAAGUCUCAAGAAGAGAAAGAGGACAAGCAGAAAACCGAGAUCUUAGACGAGAUCGAACUCUCACUUGACGAGAGCGGCAGGCAGAGCCUUGACGACCUGGCGGAAACAACCACAGUGCUUGGCGCAAUAAGCACCGACGCAGUUGAUCUCGGUCAGUCCAUUAUUGAUUUGACAACGGAGGAGUUCGGAAUGCAGGAGCAGAUGUCUCGUGUGGAAGCACUCCAAACCUAUCUGGAGAAAGAACUCGUUACAUUGCGGGAGCAAUUAGAUGAUCUUAAGACCAAUGAGGCGUAUGAAACGCCUGCUGAUCUCCCAGCAUUGACGGCCGAAUGGACAAGGAAUACCAAGUCACUGAACGCGAAGGCUGCAGCCUCCCGGGAUAAGAUAGCCUCUCUUCAAAGGAGUAGAGGCAAAGAACCCCGACUGGAGGAUGUUAUCGCUAAGGAGGCGGAGGUGAUUGAACUUCUGGAGACAGUUAAGAGUCUAGAAACCAAAGUGAACAUGUUCCAUGACCUUCCCAGGGACGUCCCUGGAGCUCAGGCUAAAUGUAAAGAGCUUGAACGAGAACUGCAGAGGAUGAUUAAGGAAUGA